UCACGUACUAACUGACCAGUACAUGGCGCACGUGCGUAUCUGGUUUCUCGAUAGCUCGCUAGGAUCACUAACAGGACACUGCAUGCAGCUGCAAAGAUGAUGGCCCCGGCCCUCUCCCGGUACGUAUCAUGUUCAGAUCAUUCGGUUAUAACUGAUCUCCGUCACCAACACCUCGUCUCCAAACUCCUCAUCGACGGAAUUGCUCCUCCCUCUAGGCUCUCGGCCCAUCAGAUGCCAAAGAAUUCACCAGUCAAUUGAAAAUCAGUCUCCGAGAGAGAGCGCCGCCGGUCCGGGAUGAACCGUGAGGAUGGGGUGGCGUUUAGCGCGGUUUGGAUUUCAAAUUUUUGACUAAAGGAAUUUUUUUUAGCCACGGUCAAAAGUCAAUCUGGCCGUGAUUUUUAAGUUAGACAAGAAGGUCACGAGUUGACAUACAAAUUCGUAUCCUAACGUCCCAUGUCUCCCCCACCGACGGAAGCAUAAAACACGAACGAACUCUUUGGUGUUAUUGCGAAUCGGAAUUUUGGCUCCUUUGGCUUCCAUCUACCAACCGGCCCGCCGACGGUAAAGGCGAUCAGUCCUCGGUCAUCUCCGUCCCACUCUCGAUCAGGUUCACAGAGUCCUGCGUUGUUUUACCGCGGAAUCUCUCUCUGUCUCUCCCUCUCUCUGCGGGUUGGAGUCAUGGAUAUCCCAUUGCCUUUCUCUAAACUAGCUUUAGGGCCAAGCGAUCAGGACGAUUCGCCAGGAACCACAGCCAAGGAGAAGAUAAAUGUAGCUCUAGUGGCGACCGGAAGCUUCAAUCCUCCGACAUAUAUGCAUUUACGCAUGUUUGAGCUGGCAAGAGAUGCUUUGAGUGCAGAAGGCUAUUGUGUUAUUGGAGGUUAUAUGUCACCCGUUAAUGAUGCAUACAAAAAACAGGGCCUUCUAUCUGCUGAACAUCGGGUACAGAUGUGUCGUCUAGCCUGCAAAAGUUCUGAAUUUAUAAUGGUUGAUCCAUGGGAGGCAAGCCAAAGUACCUUCCAACGCACUUUAACCAUUUUAUCUAGAGUUAAGGGUACUAUAUGUGAGAGUGGGCUUCUACCCAGAGAACCCCUCAAGGUUAUGCUUGUCUGUGGUUCUGAUCUGCUCCAUUCUUUUAGCAUUCCUGGAGCCUGGAUCCCUGACCAGGUCAGGACCAUAUGCAGUGAUUAUGGUGUGGUCUGCAUUCGCAGAGAAGGACAAGAUGUUGAGAAAAUUAUAUCCAAUGAUGAAAUUUUGAAUGAAUACAGGAAUAACAUUAAGGUCGUGGAUGAGCUUAUACCAAAUCAAAUCAGCUCAACACGAGUAAGGGACUGCAUUUCCAGAGGGUUGUCGAUAAAAUAUCUUUCUGCUGACGAAGUGAUUGAUUAUAUUAGACAAAAUCAUUUGUACUUGAACUGAAGUUGAUAAAUGAGGUUCACCAUCAUAUUAGUAAUCUUUAUCUGUAUAGAAAACAUAAUUUAUCAAUUCUUUCAAGGUACAUGUAGCGUUUGUUUGUGUGCAAGUAAAUACAAGGAACACUCUUGGAA
Molecule: messenger RNA, 1544 nt
Organism: Juglans regia (Persian walnut)
Lineage: Eukaryota; Viridiplantae; Streptophyta; Magnoliopsida; Fagales; Juglandaceae
Product: nicotinamide/nicotinic acid mononucleotide adenylyltransferase
Exons: 12
Coding region: 679-1416 (245 amino acids)
Biological process (GO): NAD+ biosynthetic process
Molecular function (GO): nicotinate-nucleotide adenylyltransferase activity; nicotinamide-nucleotide adenylyltransferase activity
Source: RefSeq, a predicted model, not a curated record